Molecule: messenger RNA, 519 nt
Organism: Aphanomyces astaci
Lineage: Eukaryota; Oomycota; Saprolegniomycetes; Saprolegniales; Verrucalvaceae
Exons: 1
Coding region: 1-519 (172 amino acids)
Molecular function (GO): nucleic acid binding
Source: RefSeq, a predicted model, not a curated record
AUGCCUACCUCGCUGGUGUCGACGCAGAAAAUGCCAGUGCCGACGGCGAAGCUGUCAAAGCCGGCACCAUGCCCGAAAUCUACUUUUUUGGGAUGGGACGUCGUCCACCUGGACGAAAAGUGCUUCAAUGCCAAUAAGGACCACCGCAAGACCUACCUUGUCGAUGGCGAAGACGUUGGAUACAGCGCCUGCAAGUCAAAGCGCUUCAUCGCGAAGGUCAUGUUUCUUUGCGCGGUUGCUUGCCCGCGUGAUGAGGACGGCUUCAACGGGAAGAUUGGAAUUUGGCCGUUCAUCACUCAAGUCUCAGCUACUCGGAACUCACGGAAUCAACCUGCUGGCACUAUGGUCAUUACCGUGAUCAAUGUUGACGGCGCAACGUACCGGGAUUACGUUGUCAACAAAGUUAUACCGGCAAUCAAGGAGAACUUUCGCAGUUCGAACAAGCGUGUCGUGCUGCAACACAACAACGCUACACCUCACCGGUCGAUCGACGAUGCAACCCUCGCUGAAGUGAAGUAG